Durusdinium trenchii is the source of this 915-nucleotide messenger RNA. The record is from the annotation of a GenBank genome assembly. Lineage: Eukaryota; Dinophyceae; Suessiales; Symbiodiniaceae.
AUGCAGGAGAUGAGUUUCGAACCCAAUGCCCUUACCUAUGCGGCACUUUUGGCGGUGUCUUCUCCAAAGACGGGCUUGGAACUGUUGAAACAGAUGCCUGUGGUGUCCCUGCAAAUUUACAGUGCCGCUGUGGGCCUUUGUCAGCGCAUGAAUGAUUGGAGAACUGGACAUCAACUCAUACAUGACAUGCGGAGCAAGCGCUGUGAUCCAGACGUGGUGACAUACUCCUUUUUGAUCAGCUGCCAUGAGACGGCCAACCGCUGGCGUGAAGUCCCUCGGCAGAUGGUUGGCCACACGUUUUUCAUGUUUUUCUCCGAUUUGAGGCUGCUGCGAGGAGCUUGCCUGGUGCAUCUCAUCAAGAGGCGUAGUGAGCGGCUGUGGGUUCGUUGUCCUUUUUUCCAAGUCUUGCUCGUUCAGAUGCUCUUUUUGAAGGGCAAGGUGGAAGCCUACAUCCACGGGCCGGUCUUGGCAGCGCAUCCCAAGCUGAAGGAUCAUUUGGCGGAGCUUGCCAAGGUGGAGGGCUUGGGAGUUGGCUGGCGGCAGCUUGCUGAAGCUCAGGGGGCCGCACCUGUGGAGGCCUCCGCUGAAGUGCUGGGCGCAGCUGCCGCACUCCAAGAUAUGCAGGAGAGCCCUCCAGGAUACACAGCGCGACGCACGGGUCGCAGCGUGCCAUACUUGCUCUCCUUCUUAGAGGCGUGCGGCUGCCCAUCACGUGACCAAAGGGACCGGCCACCAGCUCCACCAGCUCCGCCUUUGCUGGCGCUGUUGCGUUUGGAGCAACUGGUGCGAUCAACCUUCGUUGAUGCGAGGGGUGAGGAGCUCCUUGCCAUGCUUUUGGAAAUGCUGCACGCUCCAGUGUCCAGCGAGGGCAGCUUGCGUGCAUUGCUUCACUGCUGUGACGGCAACACUGCGUAG